Oncorhynchus mykiss (rainbow trout) is the source of this 627-nucleotide messenger RNA. RefSeq names its product claudin 30. The record is from RefSeq and is marked provisional. Gene Ontology annotation, molecular function: structural molecule activity. Lineage: Eukaryota; Metazoa; Chordata; Actinopteri; Salmoniformes; Salmonidae. Gene Ontology annotation, cellular component: membrane; bicellular tight junction.
AUGGCAUCUGCUGGGUUUCAGAUGUUGGGCACAGCCCUGGGUAUCAUUGGCUGGAUCGGGGCCAUCGUGGUCUGUGCUCUUCCUCAAUGGAAGGUCACAGCCUUCAUCGGCGAGAACAUAAUCACAGCCCAAACCACUUGGCAAGGCAUCUGGAUGAACUGUGUGGUCCAGAGUACAGGUCAGAUGCAGUGUAAGGUAUACGACUCCAUGCUGGCACUACCCCAGGACCUCCAGGCCGCUCGUGCUCUCAUCAUCAUCUCUAUCAUGAUGGGCCUGGUGGGCAUCCUGCUCUCCGUGGCCGGGGGCAAGUGCACCAACUGCGUGGAGGAUGAGAGGGCCAAAUCCAGAAUAGGCGUGGGCUCGGGUGUAGUUUUCAUCAUCGCUGGCAUCCUGUGUCUCAUCCCCGUCUGCUGGUCGGCCAACACCAUCAUCAGGGACUUUUACAACCCCAUGCUGAUGAGCUCUCAGAAGAUGGAGCUGGGGGCUGCGCUCUACAUCGGAUGGGGGGCCGCGGCCCUCAUGAUCAUGGGAGGAGGGUUCCUCUGUGCCAACUGUCCCCCUAAAGAGGACAAUUACCCCACUAAGUACUCAGCUGCCAGGUCCACAGCACCCAAGGACUAUGUUUGA